GGACUUCGAUGACGAGUUUAUCUGACCUUGUUUGAUCCUCAGUACGUUCCCAGAAGUCACCGUGCGCAGGUCGUCCAUCAGCCUGCAGCCCAGGGCUGCCUGGCCGGAACCCGCGACUCCGCCCGCACGUGUUCCCCUUAUAUGUAUUGUGAGUCGUAAAUACAUUGACUACCAUUGGGUGGUCGUUGCGUCCUUUUGGCUCGCAACACGGACACAGUCUCCGAAACCCGUCGACCCAUCGCUUCCGCGACCAUGUCUUCUAAACCAAAUUACGAAGUAUGAUAGCGAGGGCCGGGCCGCCGAGUGAGCGAGGCACGUGAAAUGUGCCGCUGCUCGCCGCCGCAGUCGCACAGCCGCCCCUCGUCCAGGUGAGGCGCUUCCCUUCCCCUGGGCUCUCAUUCCGCUCCCGUCCUCGGCAUGCACCUCCCACGCCGCGCCUGCAGCCUGCUGGGGAUCCUGUGCGUUGUGCUCUGCUGCUUGCUCUAUGUGGCCGAUUACUAUGACUACUACUACUCUCGCACAGCCGUCCCCGAGCGCCACCGAGAGCACGAAGACGCUGUCGCUGACGCUCGCGCCGGUCCACUUCUCCUGCCGCUGGCCCAGUUGGAUGCUAGAGGAGGAAAAGCAGAAGGAACAGAAGCUAGAGAAACAGGAGCCGCCGCCCUCGAUGCCAGCCACGCGCCCGGCGAGCAGAGAAAGAGGAAGGAUCAGGCGGCCGCGGCGAGGAAGAAGAAGCGGCGCUGUAAAAAGAGGAAGUGCAAGAGGACCUCUGCGGAGAGCGAGGGCGACGGCGACGAGGCGGACAGCCGCGGCGACGACGACCCGACGUUUACGCUGGACGCCGUGUUAGCCGGCGCGCCCGUCUGGAGCGAGUUCGCCGACCGCGGAUACACUAUCGUGGGCACCAACGGCUCGGCCAUGCGGCGCCUUCCUCAGGUGCUCAUUAUCGGCGUGAAGAAGGCGGGGACGCGCGCUCUCCUCGAGUUCCUUCGCGUGCACCCCUCCAUCCGCGCCGCCGGCCCCGAGGUGCACUACUUCGACAGGUUCUACACGCGGGGACUCGCUUGGUACAGGAGCCAACUGCCGUUGAGUCUCGAGGGACAGCUGACACUUGAGAAGACUCCUGCUUACUUCACCACCUCGGGCGUGCCGGCCAGGGUUAGAGCGGACUUACCAGGGGUCAGACUCCUGUUGGUGGUGCGGGAGCCAGUGACCAGGGCCCUCUCCGACUACGCUCAAGGGCUCAGCAAACGCGAGGGUUCCCACAAAUCGUUCGAGGAGAUGGCCUUUGUCAACGUCACUACAGGAUUGGUUAAUUCCAACUGGGGUCCCAUCAGCGGAGGCCUGUACGUGAGGCACCUCCAGCACUGGCUGGAUCACUUCCCGAGGUCCAGCAUCCACGUGGUGAGCGGGGAGAACCUUGUGCAUGACCCAGCGGCGGAGCUGGCCAGGGUGCAGGAGUUCCUGGGUCUCCGCCGAGUGAUCACCGAUAAACACUUCUUCUUCAAUGCCACCAAAGGCUUCCCUUGCCUGGUGAAGCGUGAGCGAAGCGGGAAGCCCCACUGCCUAGGUUCCUCCAAGGGUCGGUCGCAUCCCAGUGUCUCACCGGCGGCUGUUGAAGCCCUCAGGGAUUUCUACAGGCCUUUCAAUUUCAAGUUCUACAAGAUGGUCGGGCAGAACUUCAACUGGUAGACGGUGAAGGAAUGGGGGAAAGGGCUGUUGGCGUGUAGAGAUGGAGCGCUGAAAAGGUGAAAUAGAGGGAGGAGAAGGUGAGCGAGGGAAAAUAAUGAAGAGAAAAUGAGUGGAAAUUGGUGAAAGAAAUGAAAUGGAACUGAUAAAUAUUGAUGGACUAAUGGGAAGUCGUUGAUCGGAAAGAGGGAUUACCAAUGAAAUAGGUAAGAUCUAUUUAUAACUUGGAGAAAAGGGAGGGGGGAUAGGAGAUCAAUGCUGUGUCAUUGUAUAUAGGUGUAACUAAGUUUAUUAGCUAUAAAUAUCCAAGGUACAAAGACCCCUGUCAGAAUUUAGCUUUAACUCUUACCUCCGUAUGGACAUCUGUGAUCGUGAUCUCUCGACAAGAAAGUAACUUUUUUUCUCAACUUCAGGUGUUCAGAAGGCUUUUAAGUAAUUAGAAAUCGAGGCACGUAAUUUUUAAUAGAAGCGUCACACAUCGAUGUGAACAAAGUGAAGAGCAAGGUUUACGGCCUAGAUGCAACAAGAGGAAACAUUCCUAUGUUCAAUGCAGUGUUCUGAGUGGAGAGUUAUGAACAUGUUACUUGUUAUAGUUUGACGCGGAUUUGUACUUUUGCAAAGGACAGUGAUACUGAAGAAAGCACUGCAAAAAAUGAAGCAAGUACUGGUGAAACAUAACAUUCCUUUUAUACCUCAUUUGUGACUUCUAUGUGGCUGCUUGGUUCUUUAGAUUCAUUUUGCCGAGCACUAAGAAUUUGUGCUUUGUCGCUAUGAGGCAGAUUUUACCGAACUGGGGUGUGAGCAGUAUUGUUUUAUUGUUGAUAAGGAUUAUAAAUCUGUCAAUGCAGAAACUGUGCAAAAUCAGAAAGCAAAUGCGCAAUCCACCUUAACUAAAUCAGCCGCAGAGUAACAAUACAAAUGACAUAAAGCAUUUAUGUAAAUACAAUCAUAUCUGCAAAAAGGGUAGUAUUUCAUUCCGACGAGAGUGUGUGUACCGCAGUCAGAAAGCCAGGCUUAAAAGAUUUACUGUAAACAAAAACUAAUUCAUGGGCUUGGAAUUAUGUCAUAAAAUACUCACGGCUCUGUUCAGGUAGGCCGGAAUACUUAUACCAAAGAGUGCUUGUAAGUGUUUGUGUUUUUCGCUCGUACGAGACGUGUCAAAGAAGCAUAGCGCCCGAGAACAUAGUAGUGACCAAGAGCUAUCAUCUGCCAAGUUGUCUCUUCUUUCUGAAUAGCCGACGAGGAGGUUUUUCAUAUUUCUUUUGUCAAUGGAAUAUGAAAUUUUUGAACGAGAAGAAAUUUCCUAUUGCUAAAAGUCCAGGAAAUUGUACGCAGCAUAAAAUUAAGUUUUAUCUGUAGAGGAAGGUGUGUAUAUAUACAUGUUGUUAGUAAAAUAAAUGACUACAUAAUUCUGAUAAUAAUUUCAGAAUGUCAUAGCAAAGGCUGCCUAAUAUAUAUAUAUAUACACACACAUGACUGGGGAGUGACCCUCCGGUUUUUAUUUCACAUUAGAAUUUUACUCCUAUUGGUGCUCUGCUUUCCCGCUUCUCGUGUCUACUCUUCAGUCGCAGAAUUGAAUGGGAAUGGCUCUCUAGUUUUGGAGGGAUGUUAUUACCUAAUGCAGGUUCUCUUGAGGAAUGAUGUAGACGAUUUCGGCGGGCAAAAGGUUUAAUAAGAUAUAAAUAGAUUUUGUACUUUUCCAACAUUAUAGCUACGACAAGAGCAAGAAUAUUGCGCAAAGAUAAAUGAAGAUAUUAGUUACGAUAAAAAGUAAUAAAAACACGAAAAGAGAUAGAAGGGAAGUCAUUUUUAAAGCCUGAAGAAAGAGAAGAGGAGAAACAUGCUUAAAGAACUUAAAGCCGGAAGAACGGACUCAAAAAAAUUCACACAUAGUAGAAAUGCUAAAAUGUCGCGAUGUCAAAAGUGUCAGCCGAAGCUUUAAGGAUUGGCCGCUUUCCUGCGCAGUGGGUCUCAGGGCACAAGACCAUCGCAACGUCUUCGCUGCUGGCCCUGCUCCUCCCAUGCGUGAAAGGGUCUUACAGCGUCAAAGGAUCAUCAGUGGAAACUUCCCAGGAAAGUCGACCGGAAAAGUUUACAUUAAGAACAGUUGUUCACAUUUUUUUCUGGAUGGUUUAAAUUUACAGGUUUUAUUUCGUUAGUAGCAAAGGUGACCUAUGAGGCCUGUCUUCUAAAGCACGGCAUCUGGGUAACUUUUAUGUGUAUAUAAUGGCUCUAUAGGUGAUACGCUUCGUUGCUGAAGUCUUUAAUUUAUCCUAGUCAGAUAUCCUUCUUGGCGGUGUUAUUUGUUAAUUAUUCCUUAUAAAAUAUCGUUAGUUACUAGAAUGUACAAUAUUUAGUUUGUGAUGCUUAGCAUUUACUUAUUCACUUUUUCAGAAUUAUGUUAUACGGACGACGCACUCCUAUUACUCAUGUAGCAUAUUAUUCAGUAUUCCUAUAAUUUAUGGUUAUAUAUCUUAUGUGUAUGUACAUAUGUAUGUAAACAGUGUCUGUAUAGGUAACAUAAUUAUGCACUCCCUUUUAAGUAAUAGGCGCUAUGUGGCUCAAUAUGGCCUAUUGUUUUCCGUUACCAAGCAUUCCCCGCCGUACCUAUGUAAUUUUUGUCGAAAGGUAUUUAACCAUUGCUUUGGGCGUUGUAUGUGCGAUACCUCAUGCUCGCUGCAAUUUUAAAUGUUGUACAGGCGGUGUAAGAGGUCCCCAUCAGUCUUCCCUUCCUUUGCGCCCUCCGUUUCUCCCCUCCCGUCGCUCCCCUUCUCUUCUCCUCCUCGCAGCUCAAGUUUCUCAUUUCUCUUCCAUCUCCUAUUCUCCCUUCCCACAAUUCACUGAUAAUUUUUUUCCCUCCUUCCAUCCACCAAUCCCGUUUGCCCCCCCCUCCCCCCCACACACACACAUAGCGUCUUCAAGCAGAUAUUGCCAUCAGG
Molecule: messenger RNA, 4628 nt
Organism: Penaeus indicus
Lineage: Eukaryota; Metazoa; Arthropoda; Malacostraca; Decapoda; Penaeidae
Product: heparan sulfate glucosamine 3-O-sulfotransferase 6-like
Exons: 6
Coding region: 418-1692 (424 amino acids)
Molecular function (GO): [heparan sulfate]-glucosamine 3-sulfotransferase activity
Source: RefSeq, a predicted model, not a curated record